Parnassius apollo (apollo) is the source of this 282-nucleotide messenger RNA. Lineage: Eukaryota; Metazoa; Arthropoda; Insecta; Lepidoptera; Papilionidae. The record is from the annotation of a GenBank genome assembly.
AUGAAAAUCGAACAACAACCAAAAACUAAAGAAAUCUUAGAUAAGCAGCUCAGAAGAAAGAAUGUUACAUUUUUUGAGAUCGAAGAAAAAGAAAAGGGGUAUGAUAGUUUACUCUCCAUUGUUUUAGAUAUCAUUAAUAACACGAUGAAAAUACCUUACCAUAAAUGGGAAAUUAAACACGUUAAUAGGAUGGGGAAAAUAUCAGGAAAAGUCAAACCAGUUGUUAUCAUAAUAACAACAACAAGCAGGAGAAUAGAGAUACUUCAAAAGAAAAAUCGCUAG